This is a messenger RNA of Diospyros lotus (date-plum), 1206 nucleotides long. Its product is annotated as tropinone reductase homolog. NCBI's taxonomy places the organism in Eukaryota, Viridiplantae, Streptophyta, Magnoliopsida, Ericales, Ebenaceae. The coding region runs from base 135 to 953 and encodes 272 amino acids. The record is from RefSeq and is a predicted model, not a curated record. Gene Ontology annotation, molecular function: oxidoreductase activity. The transcript has 5 exons.
GACAGUUUGCUGAUUUUCGGCUGAAAGAAACAGCCAUUAUCAAAUAUUCUAAGCGGCCUAUAAAGAGUGAAGCUCCAACCCAAACACUUCAAUUGAGCGGAAGAAAAGAAGCUGAAGAGACAAAAAAACAGAGAAUGGCAAGUGAAGAGGUGAAUUGCAGAGACAGAAGAUGGUCUCUCGAGGGAAUGACAGCUCUGGUCACCGGUGGAACCAGAGGAAUUGGAUAUGCCAUAGUUGAGGAACUAGCAGGCUUCGGAGCGGCAGUCCACACAUGCUCCAGGAACCAGAAAGAGCUGAAUGAAAGGCUUCAAGAAUGGCAAAGCAAGGGAUUCAAAGUAAGCGCUUCCGUUUGUGACUUGUCGUCGAGGCCUCAGCAAGAGGAGCUCAUGAAGACCGUCUCUUCUGUCUUUGAUGGCAAGCUCAACAUCCUUGUGAACAAUGCUGCAUCAACUCUGCUGAAACAAGCCACAGAAAGCACGGCUGAAGAUUACUCGAAUUUGAUGAGAACCAACGUCGAGUCGCCUUACCAUCUGUGCCAACUCGCGCAUCCCCUCUUGAAAGCCUCCGGAGCAGGAAGCAUCGUGUUCAUUUCCUCUGUCGCUGGCAUCACAGGUCUCCCCGCAAUUUCAGUCUACGCAGCAGCUAAAGGUGCUAUCAAUCAGCUAACGAAGAAUUUGGCGUGCGAGUGGGCGAGGGACAGUAUCCGGACGAACACCGUGGCACCAUGGGCCGUGAAGACGACGAUUAUGAAACCCGAGGAUGUUGAUAAGUCCAUUUCGAAUGCGUAUAUGCAACUAAUGCUAAGGACUCCUCUCCGGCCAAUGGCAGAGCCGACCGAGAUCUCGUCGGUGGUGGCGUUCCUUUGCCUUCCGGCGGCUUCGUAUAUAACUGGGCAAGUCAUUAGUGUUGACGGCGGAUAUACGGCUGGCGGAUUCAAGGCUACUGACAACUAGAGAUAUGAGAGUUGCAACGUUGUCUCGCCCUCCAUUUGGUAUUAAGUUUUGAAAUAGUGACACAAAAGGCAGAGCCAGAAGUUUAUGUUAGGUGGUAGUGCUCGUCUAUCCCAAGAUUUAAACUUUGAAUGUAACAUAUAUGUGUUGCAUUUGAUGGGCUUUUGUUUUUCUCAACUUGGUUCAAAUUCUGCCUUACCCUAGUUAAAGGUAGAUCAAAAAUUAUUAACGAUGGAACACGAGUGAUAACGCGUAA